AUGUCGUUCGUUGCAAAGCCGCUGCAAGCGCUCCUAACUGUUUUAGUCUUUACAACAACAUCGGUUUUAGGCUCCGAUAUCCGAAGGCAACCUCAAGGACACUCAGCAUAUCCAUAUUCAAGUGCUAAUGACACUAGACCAGUUUAUGCCGAUAACUCAUGUUCGUACUGGCUCGAACAGAUUCCUCACCAAGGCAUUGCCCCAUUCCAGGACGACCCUAACUAUCAGACCUUUCGCAAUGUGAAGGACUAUGGUGCAAUUGGAGAUGGCUUCACCGACGAUACCACCGCCAUCAAUCUAGCCAUCAACAGCAGCAAUCGGUGCGCGCCUGGUAGCUGUAACUCAUCGACGGUGACACCUGCUGUUGUCUACUUUCCAACCGGCACGUACCUGGUCACUGGAGAUAUCAUAGAUUAUUACUACACCACCUUGAUUGGCAACCCGAACUGCCUACCUACCAUCAAGGUCGCUUCGAACUACACAGGAGUAUUUGUUAUCGAUGGCGACCCGUAUGGUGCAAAUGGGCUCGCAUAUGGCGCUACUAACGUCUUCUGGCGACAGAUUCGCAAUUUUAUCAUAGACACAACAGCGGUACCUCCUACAACUCAGGCUGUAGGUAUACACUGGCCUACAGGUCAGGCCACCAGUAUCACAAACGUGGUCUUCAGGCUCAACGAACAACCAGGAACACUGCACUGGGGCAUUUUUAUUGAAGAAGGGAGCGGAGGCUUCCUAGGUGACCUUACUUUCAUAGGUGGACUGUAUGGAGCGAACGUUGGCAACCAGCAGUUUACUUCACGAAACUGGACCUUCUAUAAUUGUGUGACAGCCAUCAACCAAUUAUGGGACUGGGGCUGGACAUAUCAGCAAAUGUCUAUCAACAAUGUCUCUGUGGGUCUGAACAUGUCGAGUGGAGGACCGUCGGAUCAGGCUGUAGGAUCCAUUGUCAUGUUCGAUUCCGAAUUCAACGAUGUCGAGACUGGUAUCCUUCAUGCUCACACAGCGGACGCUUUACCUCCCGGCGCUGGCGCUUUAAUCCUGGAGAAUGUCGACUUCAACAAUGUAGGCGUUGCAGUACAAGGUCCAGACGGUGUUGAUAUACCUGGAAGUCCUGGAAACUUCAAUGUUCCUGCAUGGGUACAAGGUCAUGCUUACUCACCAUAUUCUACCAACUACACGGAACUGCAAGGAUACAUAACUCCCAACCUCAGGCCCCCAGCUUUGACCAGUCAAGGCAGGUACUACACACGGCAGAAGCCCCAAUAUGGAGACUGGCCCGUCUCGGAGUUCAUCAGUGCACGAUCUAUCGGUGCAACUGGUAACGGUGUCACGGAUGAUACGGCUGCACUUCAACGUGCUAUCAACAUGGCAGCAUCACAGCACAAGAUUCUGUUUAUCGAUGGCGGAGACUAUAUUGUCACGUCAACACUAUAUGUUCCUGGUGGCUCGAAGAUAGUCGGUGAAGUUUUCCCUGUCAUACUGGCCACUGGUUUUUUUUGGUCUGACAUCAACAAUCCACUGCCAGUCGUACAGGUUGGUAGGGCUGGCGAAGUCGGACAAGUUGAGUGGACAGAUGUGAUCAUGAGCACAAGAGGGCCUGCUCCUGGUGCAAUUUUGAUUCAGUGGAAUCUUGCCUCCCCAAAUGCACCUCAGUCAACAUAUGCUCCUCCAGGCUGGGCUGAUCAAGGCUCAUAUGCUCACGGCAGACCAGAAGCAUUGGGACCUUCUUGUAUGUUCGAUGUUCAUACUCGUCUAGGGGGCUUCACUGGGUCUGGUUUAGGCAUUGUUGAAUGUCCUUCGUCGGUCACACGCAGUAUACCUAUUCCACCUAACCCUAUUAAUCCGAACUGUAUCGCAGCCGCAGCAAGUGUGCACGUCACAAAGUCCGCCCGCAACCUCUACAUGGAAAACACCUGGCUCUGGGUAGCCGAUCACGACGCAGAUGACCAACAACUCAGACAAAUCACCGUCUACGCCGGACGAGGCCUUCUCAUCGAAAGCAACUACGCAGUCUGGCUCAUUGGUACCUCCGUCGAGCACCACAGCCUCUACGAAUACCAAUUCGUCAACACACAAGACGUCUUCAUGGGCCACAUCCAAACCGAAACAGCAUACUACCAACCCAACCCACCAGCAUCCAUUCCUUUCCCAGCCAUCCCAUCUCUCUCCGACCCGAUCUUCCCCUCCUACUGCCUCAACGGCUCCUCCUUCCUCCCACCAGACUACAUCCUCCAACCCAACGAGCUCUCCAACGAUUGCUCCGGCUACGGCCUCCGCAUCGUCGACUCCUUCAACAUGUACGUCUACGGCGCCGGCCUAUACAGCUUCUUCCACAACUACAACGUCACAUGCUCACAGCAAGGCUACGGCGCAGAAUGCCAGUCCCGCAUAUUGAGUUUUGAAGGCUCAUACCAGAACGUAGCUAUCUAUGGCCUCGCGACUGUGGGGAGUCAAGCCAUGGUAACAUUUGAUGGGAGGGAUGUAGUGUUUGCGGCGGAUAAUAUUGCUGGGUUUACGAGCACUAUCGCGCUGUUUCGGCCUGGUCAGGUUUAG
This is a messenger RNA of Lithohypha guttulata, 2553 nucleotides long. RefSeq lists its product as uncharacterized. Bases 1 to 2553 code for a protein of 850 amino acids. The transcript has a single exon. Lineage: Eukaryota; Fungi; Ascomycota; Eurotiomycetes; Chaetothyriales; Trichomeriaceae. Gene Ontology annotation, molecular function: polygalacturonase activity. The record is from RefSeq and is a predicted model, not a curated record.